Drechmeria coniospora is the source of this 3366-nucleotide messenger RNA. RefSeq lists its product as uncharacterized. Bases 1 to 3366 code for a protein of 1121 amino acids. Gene Ontology annotation, molecular function: aspartic-type endopeptidase activity. The transcript has 3 exons. Lineage: Eukaryota; Fungi; Ascomycota; Sordariomycetes; Hypocreales; Ophiocordycipitaceae. The record is from RefSeq and is a predicted model, not a curated record. Gene Ontology annotation, biological process: proteolysis.
AUGCUGUCCGCUCUUUGCUCCUUCGUCACCCUGGCGCUGGCUGCCGCCCAAGGCGUGCCCGAUGCUGUCGACGCCGGCGCGACGGCCCAGGUGCCGGGCCUCAUCCGCCACCCCAUCCGCGUCUCCCGGGCCGCCCCGCCCGGUGGUAAGCUGAGGCGGCGCCAGGUUCGUAUCGACCACACGACGCGCGAGGAUGGCAUAUUCUACACCAUCGACCUGGCCAUCGGCACGCCCGCCCAGACCGUGCCCGUCAUGAUCGACACGGGCUCGACGAAGCUCUGGGUCAACCCGCGGUGCGAGAGGGCGCGAAACGAGAAGCUCUGCUCCUCCUUUGGCCGCUUCACGAGCUCGCGGACCUUUAGCGACCUGAACAAGACGAGCCACGCCGUCUACAUGGGAAGCGCCAUGGCGAGGUUUCGCUACGGCUACGACUACGUCCAGGUCGGCCCGGCCCGCCUGAGCCAGCAGAUCUUCGGCGUCGCCUACGAUACCGAGGACAUCUCCGCCAGCAUCCUGGGUCUCGGCCCGAGGUUGGCCGACUGGCUCAACCCCUAUCCGCUCCUCCUCGAUAACCUCGUCGGCCAGGGUUUCAUCAACAGUCGAUCCUUUUCCCUCGACAUUCGUUCCCUCGACAGCAAAAGCGGCUCCGUCAUAUUUGGCGGCGUCGACACCAAAAAGUUCCGAGGAAAACUCGAAAAGCGACCCAUCAUCCCGCCGCCGUCGUCGCUGAAAGGCAGCGUCGGCUACUGGAUACACAUGGACGGCAUCGGCGUCCGCCGGGCCGACGGCUCCGCCGGCACCGUCUACGACAAGCCAAACGGCGUGGCCAUCAUGGUCGACAGCGGCUCUCCCUUCAACAGCCUCCCGAAAGCCGUCUUUGACGAUCUCAUCAAGCAGUUCCCGAGCGCCCAGCCCGUCAGCAACAGCUCGGACCUGUACACCGUGCCCUGCAGCGUCCGGGAUUCCGACGGCCACGUCGAUUUCAAGUUUGGCGGCGCCGUCAUCAACGUCCCCUUUAAGGAUUUCAUCUUCAAAUACGACCAGCUCUGCAUCAUCGGCGCCAACAUCGCCGAAGAGUAUCCCCUUUUGGGAGAUUCCUUCCUCCGCGCCGCCUACGUCGUCUUUGACCAAGACAACAACAACAUCCACCUCGCCAACACUCACAACUGCGGCACAAAUCUCGUCCCCAUCGGCAAGGGUCCCGACGGCGUGCCCUCCGUUGCCGGCGACUGUAUGCCUUCCUCGACCGGCAGCGUCCAACCGGCGAGCAGCACCACCGACGGCAGCGUCCAACCGACGAGCAGCACCACCGACGGCAGCAUUCCUACCGCUGGCCCUGACGACAUGAGCAGCAUCGCCGAGAGCGGCAUCGAAGACGGCGGCAGCCCGAACAGCAGCAACAUGACCGGCGGCAGCAACAUUACCGGCGGCAGCAGUACCAACAGCAGCAUCACCGGCAGCGGCAACAGCACCAACAGCGGCAUCGCCAACAUCACCAACGGCGGCAUCGAUACUCCUAGCACCACCACCAACAGCAGCGUUUCUGGCAACAUUCCUGACAGCAGCCUUGGAACCGCCAGCAACAAGGCCGACGGCAACGUUACUGGCGUCGACGUUGGAAGCACCGGCGGCACUGCCACCAACAGCAACAUUCCCAGCGGUAGCGUUGAACCCAUCAGCAGCAAUGCCGACGGCAAAAUGAUUGGCGUCGGCAUUGGAAUCGUCGGCGGUGAUACCGGCGGCAACGUUCCCGGCAGCAAUGUUGCGCCCAUUGACGGCUCCGUGGACGGCAAAAAGAUAGGCCCCGAUGAUGGAACCGUCGGCGGCGGUACCAACAGCAGCAUUUCUGGCGGGAAACCUACCAGCGUUGAGCCCGUCGACAACUCCGUCCCAGGCAAAAAGAUUGGCAUCGAUGCUGGAACCAUCAACGGCGGUACCGACAGCGCCAUUCCCGGCGUGAAACCCAACAGCGCUGAACCCGUCGACAACUCCGUUGACGGCAACAAGAUUGGCGUCGAUGAUGGAAGCGUCGUCAAACCCAACAGCAGCGUCGAGCCCAUCGACGGCUCCAUCGACGGCAACAAGAUUGGCGUCGAUGAUGGAAUCAUCGGCAGCGGUACCAAGAGCAACGGUCCCGGCAGCAACGCUGAACCCAUCGGCGGCGGCAUCAACGGCAACCUGAUUGGCGUCGAUGUCGGAAUCAUCGGUGGUGAGGUCGAUAACAACGUUCCUGGCGGCAAGAUCGAUAACAACAUUCCUGACGGCAAGGUUGAUAACAACGUUCCUGACGGCAAGGUUGAUAACAACGUUCCUGGCGGCAAGGUCGAUAGCAACGUUCCUGAUGGCAAGGUCGAUAACACUGUUCCUGGCGGCAAGGUCGAUAACAACGUUCCUGGCGGCGACAUCAAGUCCGCAGGCAGGCUGCCGAUCGGCGACGGCCUCCCAUCUCCCAACGGCGCGCCUCGCACGCCCCUGACGUCCACCUUUACCUCGGUCUCGGUCGAGACCAUCUGUCCGCCGCACGUCUCUGGCUGCCCUGGAAGCCAUGUCCUGUCCCGGACCACCACCGGCACGUCCGUCUGGUAUCCGGAUGCGAGUUUGGCCCCGAGCAUGGCACCGCCAUCGCCCAGUCUCCCUGCCGUGAAAUAUUCUUCGUCGACAUACACCAUCACGGACUGCCACGGGAAGCAGUCCUGCAAGGUCGGGGACGUUUCCACCGAGGUUGCGAAAAGCACGCAGCUGCCGUCGCCAAACAAUCCAUCCGUGUACGCCUCGACCAAGAUAUACACCAUCACGGACUGCCGUGGCAAGGGACCCUGCAGCGUGGGACAGCUGACCACGGAGCUGCUUGGUUCGUCAACGCUCGUGAGCCCGGUUCCCAGUGCUACGGCGGCCAACACGGCUCCUCCAAUGGUUCCUCCACCGGCGCCUGAUGCCAAGUCCGUGUAUACGAUUUCGACGGCAUCGACGAUUACGGAUUGCCGCGGCAAGGGACCAUGCACCAUGGGGGGCGUGACGACGCAGGUCGUCGCCCUCACGGCUUCGGUGUGCCCCCAGACGACGGCGACCUGGACCAUCCCCGUGGAUUCCGUCUGUCUCGAGCGUGAUGUGGGCUGCAAGCCCGGGGAGAAGAAGUCGAGUUACUUUGUCGCCGUCGUCACCCCCGUCACGCCGGCUCCGACGCCCAUUCCCAUCCCCGGAUCCGAAGAUGGCAAUUCGCCCUUGCAAGAUCCCCAGGAUCCGGUUGCUUCCCUCGGGACCUCGUCUCCCGCGCCAACGCCGGCAUACUCCGGCGCUGCCAGCAGGCGGAGAGCACCCGGAAUCGCCGCACUGGCUCUAUUUUCUCUGGCAAUCGUCCUCGCGUGA